This is a messenger RNA of Euleptes europaea (tarantolino), 1104 nucleotides long. It is a transcript of the gene BBS5, whose product is annotated as Bardet-Biedl syndrome 5. Gene Ontology annotation, cellular component: ciliary basal body; BBSome. The transcript has 12 exons. Bases 6 to 1034 code for a protein of 342 amino acids. Lineage: Eukaryota; Metazoa; Chordata; Lepidosauria; Squamata; Sphaerodactylidae. The record is from RefSeq and is a predicted model, not a curated record. Gene Ontology annotation, molecular function: phosphatidylinositol-3-phosphate binding. Gene Ontology annotation, biological process: cilium assembly; intracellular transport.
UCGCCAUGACUUCCGAAGCGGACACGCUGUGGGAGGACCGCGACGUCCGCUUCGACAUCUCCUCGCAACAAAUGAAAAUGAGAGCAGGAGAAAUUCUCAUUGACUGUUUGGAUUCUAUUGAAGAUACCAAAGGAAACAAUGGAGACAAAGGCAGACUUUUGGUAACAAACCUACGGAUUAUUUGGCACUCGAUAGCACUGCCUAGAGUCAACCUCUCUGUUGGUUACAAUUGCUUCGUGAAUAUAACAACAAGAAUGGCUAACUCGAAAUUAAGAGGCCAGACAGAAGCACUUUAUAUAUUAACCAGAUGUAAUGCUACACGUUUUGAAUUCAUAUUUACCAACGUGGUUCCUGGGAGUCCCAGACUUUUUUCGUCAGUUAUUGCUGUGCACAGAGCAUAUGAAACAUCGAAAAUGUACCGUGAUCUUAAACUGAGAUGUGCGUUAAUUCAAAACAAGCAGUUAAGAUUGUUACCAAAGGAACAAGUAUACGACAAAAUAAAUGGAGUCUGGAAUUUAUCUAGCGAUCAGGGAAAUCUGGGUACCUUUUUCAUUACAAAUGUGAGAAUAGUUUGGCAUGCUAACAUGAAUGAUAGCUUUAAUGUCAGCAUACCAUUUCUACAAAUUCGCUCGGUAAGGAUCAGAGACUCAAGAUUUGGUUUGGCGCUUGUCAUUGAAAGCUCCCAGAUGACUGGAGGGUAUGUCCUUGGAUUUAAGAUCGACCCAGCUGAAAAACUGCAGGAAACGGCAAAGGAAAUAAGUACCCUGCAUAAAGUCUAUUCCAUGAAUCCUAUAUUUGGAGUAGAUUAUGAAAUGGAAGAGAAGCCUCAGCGACUGGAAGAUCUGACGGUGGAACAGGUACAGGAUGAUGUAGAGAUAGAGUCAGACGAGCAUACAGAUGCCUUUGUGGCUUAUUUUGCUGAUGGUAACAAGCAACAGGAUCGUGAACCAGUUUUUUCUGAAGAGCUGGGGCUUGCUAUAGAGAAAUUGAAGGAAGGAUUCACCCUGCAAGGACUAUGGGAAGUAAUGGGUUGACAGUAAUUUUAAUAAUAUGUAUAGUCUGUAAAAGUCAUAUCUCAGUACUUUUUAUGAAGCUUCUACUACC